This is a messenger RNA of Dicrocoelium dendriticum, 558 nucleotides long. NCBI's taxonomy places the organism in Eukaryota, Metazoa, Platyhelminthes, Trematoda, Plagiorchiida, Dicrocoeliidae. The record is from the annotation of a GenBank genome assembly.
AUGGGGGGGGGGGGGGGGGGGGGGGGGGGGGGGGGGGGGGGGGGGGGGGGGGGGGGGGGGGGGGGGGGGAAUAUAGGGGGGGGGGGGGGGGGGGGGGGGGGGGGGGGGGGGGGGGGGGGGGGGUGGGGGGGGGGGGGUGGGGGGGGGGGGGGGGGGGGGGGGGGGGGGGGGGGGGGGGGGGGGGGGGGGGGGGGGGGGGGGGGGGGGGGGGGGGGGGGGUUUUAUAAGAGGGGGGGGGGGGGGGGGGGAAAGGGGGGGGGGGGGGGGGGGGGGGGGGGGGGGGGGGGGGGGGGGGGGGGGGGGGUAAGGAAUUUUGGGGGGGGGGGGGGGGGGGGGGGGGGGUGGGGGGGGGGGGGGGUUGGGGGGGGGGUUGUUUUUAUUUUUAUAUAUAUAUUUUGGGGGGGGGGGGGGGGGGGGGGGGGGGGGGGGGGGGGGGGGGGGGUUUUUAUUUUUUUUUGGGGGGGGGGGGGGGGGGGGGGGGGGGGUUUUGGGGGGGGGGGUUGUGGGGGGGGGGGGGGGGUAUUUGCGCAAUGGGUAGACCUGAUCGAGCCCGAUUGA